Colletotrichum chrysophilum is the source of this 1647-nucleotide messenger RNA. RefSeq lists its product as uncharacterized. The record is from RefSeq and is a predicted model, not a curated record. Gene Ontology annotation, molecular function: aldehyde dehydrogenase (NAD+) activity. Lineage: Eukaryota; Fungi; Ascomycota; Sordariomycetes; Glomerellales; Glomerellaceae. The transcript is spliced from 2 exons. Bases 1 to 1647 code for a protein of 548 amino acids. Gene Ontology annotation, cellular component: cytoplasm. Gene Ontology annotation, biological process: aldehyde metabolic process.
AUGGCGCACAAAGAGAUAAUGGAAUCGACAAAGAUUCCGCCUUUUGCAUCGACUCCUGUGGCAAGCAUACCAGCUUCUGUCCGCGCGGCCAAGGCCACUUUCAAGUCUGGCAAGACAAAGAAUGUGGAAUACCGCCUUGUCCAACUUCGAAAGCUGUACUGGGGACUCAAAGACAGAACUGGUCAGCUUCGAGAGGCCCUCAAAUACGAUCUCAACCGCCCUCCCCACGACGCCCACGUUUCUGACAUUGACUGGAGCAUUUCGGACUGCAUGUUCGCCAUCCAGAACUUGGCGACGUGGAUACAGGACGACAAGAACAUUGACGUGUUCCUUCCCUUUUCGCUUCUUCGCCCGCGAAUCCGAAAACAACCCCUGGGCACGGUUCUUAUUAUCGGAACAUACAACUUUCCGGUGCAGCUGAACAUUUGUCCCCUCAUUGGUGCGAUAGCCGCCGGCUGCACCGCUGUUGUGAAACCUUCCGAGAACGCCCCGGCAACGGCCAUGAUUCUCAAGGGUAUCAUCGAGGACUACCUGGACACUGACUCUUACAAGGUCGUGAACGGUGCCGUGCCUGAGACCACUGCUCUCCUGGACCAGAAAUGGGACAAGAUUCUGUAUACUGGCGGGGUCAACGUUGCCAAGAUCAUCUCCAGGAAGGCUUCAGAGACGCUUACGCCCGUGUGCCUCGAGCUUGGCGGCAAGAAUCCAGCAUUCGUCACCAGCAAUGCAGACCUUCGUCUUGCUGCGCGAAGGCUCUUGUGGGGAAAGACGCUGAACGCCGGACAAGUCUGCGUGUCCCACAACUACGUUCUCAUCGAAAGAGAACUAAUCAAGGACUUUGUCAAGUUUCUACGAGAAUCCUACGCCGAAUUCUUCCCUAAAGGCGCCAAGGAGAGCCCAGACUUUUGCCGCAUCAUCAACGCCCAACACUUUGAUAGGAUGAAGAACAUGCUUGAUAACACGCGUGGACAGAAGGUUUUGGGGGGAGACACUGACCGCAAUGACCUCUACAUCGAGCCAACGGCCGUUCUUGUCGAUGAUCUCCAUGAUAUUAUGGUUCAGGAGGAAUCCUUUGGUCCGAUAUGGGCGAUCGUGCCAUACGAUAAUCUCGAGGAUGCGAUUUCUAUCGCAAAUGAGACCGACUCUACGCCACUUGCUCUGAUGACCUUCGGCAGUCCAUCGGAAAAUGAGAAAGUACUGUCCAGUGUUACCUCUGGAGGGGCGACACUCAAUGACGCCUUCAUGCACGCCGCGGUCCACACCCUCCCCUUCGGCGGCGUAGGUUACUCUGGCUCUGGCUCUUACCGUGGGAAAGCGUCGUUUGACUGUUUCACACAUCGCCGCACAAUUGCAGAGACCCCCAACUGGGUGGACAAGAUCUUUCGUGUUCGAUACAUGCCCUACCUGGAGUCGCAGCUGAGGAUGUCACAGUGGCUAGGUGAUGUCAAGCCGGAUUUCGAUCGUCACGGAAGACAGGUCUUGGGUUUGAGAUCAUGGGCUUGGAAGAUAUUCAGACUGGGAAGUGCUUCUGGCCGAGGUACACUGCUGCGCUGGAUUAUUGUUGCGGCGAGCUGCUUUGCUGCUGCAAAGGCGGCCGGUCUUGGGCCUGAAGUUGUGAUCCCAAAGGUGUCAGUCGUAUGGGAUUAA